This is a messenger RNA of Trichoderma asperellum CBS 433.97, 1215 nucleotides long. Lineage: Eukaryota; Fungi; Ascomycota; Sordariomycetes; Hypocreales; Hypocreaceae. The record is from RefSeq and is a predicted model, not a curated record.
AUGAAUGCCAGCGCACACAAUAACAUUGCCUCUUCUACAGAAGAGAGAUAUAUGGCACAACUUGAUUUACCCAAAGGCAUAGCCACAUGGUUGCAAAAGAGACACGCCGUUAUGUCUCAAAAAAACGUAUGGACAUUCUGGAACAAGGGCUGGAAGGCCAUGCAGCCAUGGGCACAACGAAACGUAAUUAAUUGGGUUCGAAAGCUUGGUCCAGAGUGGACAGUUCACGUCCUUGAUGUUGUUCCUGAAUCAGAAACACACGUCAAGCACUUCGUCGAAUCAUCGUUUUUUCCAGAAGCUUUCAAUAAAGGAAUCAUGGAUGGACCAUUCGUAGGUCCUCACCAAGGGGACCUAGUCCGUUUACCUCUUCUCUGGAAGUAUGGAGGUGUAUGGAUGGAUGUUGGAACAUUUCUCUUUCGGCACCUGGACGAUAUAUGGUGGAAUCAAAUUAUCGAUCCAGCUUCACCGUGUGAGCUAGGUGGCUUUGCCGUCGAGUUUCGUGAAAAAUAUUACACAAUGCUUAACGGAUUUCUUAUUUGCCAAUCUGGAAACUCUUUCAUUAAAAGAUGGCAUGACAUUUAUCUCAGUCUCUGGGGUCCCAAUACGACAAAUGCAAACGGAUUCCACAAGCAUCCUUUGCUAGCUCAUAUAAAGGCGAUAGAAACGCCGUCUGACAGGGUGAUUGAAGACCCAGAGAUGAUUACUGCAGUAGAUGUCAUGCUUGAUUAUCUUGCACACUUUCUUUGCCUUGAGAGAUUGAGGGGUCUAAGUGAUCCUAAUGAUGGGUUUGAUGGCGCAGAGUACUUUGCAACUAAGAUUUUCCUUGCACCCGCGAUGCAAGAAUUAUUUGCCCUACAACCGCUUACACAAUGGUCUGGACUCGAACAGAAUAAUCUUUUCAGAACACGUCUUGAUGGCCCUAAAGAUGAGACUUGGCAGAAAGCGAAUUCUUAUGCACACGAUGCAUUUGCAAAUCAAUCUGCCAUUAAGGUGAGCCGCGGACCUAAAAAUCCCAAAUUAGUGUGUUUGGCAGAGCUAUGGGACGAAGAGAAGUUUAUGGACGCUGACCAUGGAGAGGGAACGUUUGCAUCCUAUCUGAGAUAUGGCAGCAUACACUAUGACCAAACAAGAGACUUGGUUCCCAUGGUGCUGGAGCGGGAUGAGAACACUUUAAAAAUGGGGCUUUUAGAGCCCCUAAAACAUCUUAACGAGUAA